AUGCCAACAACUUGGACUGUCAGACUGCAUUGCUUAGGGCUGCUGAACACCUCAUCUGCUCUAUUUAUACGCGCACUAAUCCUGAAUCGGUUUAGUGGGAUCGAAGAACUUGAGAUGUCGACAGAUCGUGACAUCCAUUCAAAUGCGAUUAUGGCGCCCUUGACCUUCGUGACCGGGAAUCCUAAUAAGGUGAUUGAAGUCAAUGCCAUCGUAAGCAAGACAAUCUCCAUUCAGCCCCUUGCGCUUGACAUCCCCGAAAUACAAGGGACAUUGGAAGAGAUCGCGACGGACAAAUGUCGACGCGCCUCUCAUAUUAAUGGACCUGUUUUGAUUGAAGACUCAGCCUUGGAGUUCCGGGCUAUGAAAGGGCUUCCUGGUCCUUACAUUAAAUACUUCCUGGAAUCAUUGGGAAAUGAUGGACUGAACAAGUUGUUGGAUCCUUAUGAAGACAAACACGCAGAGGCUGUAUGCACAUUUGCAUUUUCUUCAGGCCCAGACAUGGAUCCACUGGUCUUUCAGGGGAGAUUAGAGGGCAACAUUGUUCCAGCCCGUGGCCCACCAGUAUUUGGAUGGGAGCCUAUAUUCGAACAUAACGGAGAAACUUUGGCUGAAAUGGAGCAUGAUAAAAAGGUAGAUAUCCUAAUCUGA
This is a messenger RNA of Penicillium olsonii, 648 nucleotides long. NCBI's taxonomy places the organism in Eukaryota, Fungi, Ascomycota, Eurotiomycetes, Eurotiales, Aspergillaceae. The record is from the annotation of a GenBank genome assembly.